Molecule: messenger RNA, 596 nt
Organism: Cucurbita maxima (winter squash)
Lineage: Eukaryota; Viridiplantae; Streptophyta; Magnoliopsida; Cucurbitales; Cucurbitaceae
Product: major latex protein 146-like
Exons: 2
Coding region: 9-461 (150 amino acids)
Biological process (GO): defense response
Source: RefSeq, a predicted model, not a curated record
GCUUGAAAAUGGCCCAGAUUGCUAAGAUCUCACAGCAGGUGCAGCUGAAGUGUUGUGGUCACAAGUUCUAUGAGUUCUUUAAGAACAAAAUGGAAUGUGUUUUUCAAAUGUUCCCUGAAAUUUGUUGUAGCUGGAAGGUUUUGGAAGGAAAUGAGUUUUCUCAUGUUAGAGUCAUCCACUUAAAAUAUGUCGUAGGAAGCCCAAAAGAAGGAAAGACGAAGGUAACUGUCGAUGAUGCGAACAAAUCAAUAACAUUCGAGUGCGUGGAAGGAGAUGUAUUAAGAGAUUUUGAAGUAUUUCAAAUGAAAAUUGAAGUUGUUGAGAAUGGUAGCAAUGGGAGCUCAGCUAAUUGGUCCGUGGAGUAUGUGAAGGCAAACGAAGAUGUGGCUCCACCAUAUAACUAUCUUCUAUGUGGAGCAAAAGUCAGCAAAGGCCUUGAUGAGUACCUUUGCAACAGCUGAGCUAAACACCAUCCAUCUGGUUUGGCUAAUCAAAUCUAAUCUAAAUAAACUAUCUCCUAAUGUUCUUCUUAUCUUGUGUGCUUUUAAAGCUUAAUUGCAAGAAAUAAUAAUGGUGAUCUAUGAUGCCUUCUUCUA